AUGGAUACCACGAAUAUAAUCAAUCUAUCAAAUGCAAAAUUAUCGAAUAAACACUUGGAAGUACUGUCCAAAGGACUGAAAUUUGUACCAACACCUUCUUCCCUCAACAUCAUUGAAGUAAUAGCCAAUACAGAAGAAUCCUUAUAUGCUGCAACAAAAAUCUUAAAAAAGGCUGCAAUUGCAGAAAUAAGUGAAUUUGCAACAAAGUGGAAGAAACCAUCAGAAAGCAAUAUUACAAAACAAGAAAAAAGACUGUUAAAAGAAGUCAAAAAUAAUAAUGACAUUAUUGUGGUACCAGCAGACAAAGGUGGCAAGACAGUUAUUAUGAACAAGGAUGAAUAUUUUGAAAAGGUAGAAGAAAAACUGAAGGAUAACAAAUUAUAUGAACAAGUGAAAGAUCCAACCAGUACAUUAAAAAAGGAAAUUAGUAGCUUAACAACCAAAUUGUUCAACAAAGGAAAAAUUACGGAAGCACAAAAAUGGACGUUUAAAUCAAACGAUAAUUUAGCAUCUAUAAGAGCACAACCAAAAAUACAUAAAGAUGGUAAUCCAAUGAGAAUCAUAACGUGCACCAGAUCUACCUUCCUAUCCAAUAUUUCAAGAUUCACAUUUAAUAUGAUUAAACAAUUGAGAGAAACAAUCGAUAACAACAUUAUGAAUACGGAUGAAUUUAUCACAAAAAUUAAUGCAGUUGAAUUAGAAGAAAACGACCGUCUGGUAAGUCUAGAUGUAACAGAUUUAUUUAAUAAUGUUCCCAUUAGUAAAGCGACUAAUAUUGUAUUUAAAAGAAUUAAAAAAUCAGAAAAAUUCCAACAAUCAAAAUUAAAGAAAAGCGAUCUUAAAGAGCUAUUGAUCUUAUGUUUGAAUAACAGCUAUUUCACAUUUAACAAUAAGUACUAUAAACAAAUCAAAGGAUUGCCAAUGGGUAGUGUUAUAUCACCGUUAUUAGCAGAUCUAUACAUGGACGAAUACAUAAAAGAAAAAUUACAUGAAAUAAAACACAAAUUAUUUAGGCAUGUAGAUGAUCUGUUUGUAAUCACGAAAAUGAAUAAGAACGAACUUGAAGUAUAUGUCGAUAAAUUAAAUUCAAAAAGAACAAGUAUAAAAUUCACUUCCGAGUACGAAAAAAACGGACAGUUGAAUUUCCUAGAUAUCACUGUAAGUAGAAACUCUCAAAAACACAAACUAGAAACAAGAUGGUUUCGGAAAGAAACCGCCAACGAUAGGUUUUUACAUUAUGAGUCAAACCGCCAUCAUUCCAUAAAACUAAACAUUAUAAAAAACAUGACACAACGAAUAAUUAACACAACUACGAAUCAUCAACAACAAAAAGAAGACCUGAGUAAGUUGAAAAAUAUGUUAAUAAAAUCGAAGUAUCCAAAACAAUUAAUUGAAAAAACCAUCCAAAAAUGUUUACAAAAGAGCAAUAAUAAAUCAAAUGAUAAUCAACAAGAUAAAAAAACCUAAAAUACAAACAAAAUUAAGUUUGUCACUGCCGUAUGUAAAAGGUAUAGAAGUUUUAAAGCGUAGAUUAGAAAAAAUCAGCAUUAAAUUAUAUUUCAAAUAUCCAUUAAAGUUGAACUCAUUAGCAACCUCUAAUCCAAAACCUCAAUCAAAAUCAAUUAUAUAUCAGAUCAACUGCAACUGUGGUGCAAUCUACAAUGGUGAAACCAAGGUGGGUCUUAAGGAUAGAAUGAAACAACACAAAACCAUUAUAAAAGCAAAUAAUAAAGAAUCUCCAUCAGAAAUGGUAAAGCAUCACAUCUCUAAUAAUGGACAUUGUAGAUUCGAUCCAAACGAUGCGUUUAUUCUUGAAAACGAAACUAAUUAUUGGAAACGACGGAAGAAGGAAGCUAUCUAUUCGAUCAUAAAUAACUCAAUCAACAAAUAUGAUUCAAUUGACAGAAGCUGGAACAAUAUAUUAUACAAAAAAGAAAAACAAAUCAAAGAAUUAAUCGAAAAUAAAAAACAACUAGGUAAGGGUAGGGCAAGACAGUAAUACUGGUACGGACGAUGAAAAAAGAAGAAUAAUCACGCACCAGUGUUACUGUCUUGUCCGUGCCAGUAUUAAAUGAAUAUAUAAGAAACAGAACAAUGAAGAAAAGGAAAAAAGGAAAAAGGUCAAACAGAUAUUGUAGUAUCAUUUAACAACAAACUCAACUCUGAUGAAGAACGUGUUAUGUUCGAAAUGUCAGUAAUAAAAAAACAUCGUCAUUUUUUAUUUUUAUUAAUUCAUUAUUCAUAUAUAUUGUUAUUUUAUCAUUAUUUUGUUAAUAAUUUAUUUAUAUUUACAUAUGUAUAUAUUAUAAAUAUAAUAUAUACAUAUAUAAAUAUUUAUAUAUGUAUAUAUUAUAUUUAUAUAUGUAUAUGUUAUAUUUAUAUAUGUAUAUGUUGUGGUCAAAAUUCAAAUUCAGUCAAAUUUAAAAUUUGCCCAGGCAGAAUUCAAAUUAGAAUUUUGUCCAACAAAAUCUCAGUCAAAAUUCUAAUUUCGAUUUUGACUGGAAAAAUUCUAAUUUCAAUUUUGACUAGACGAAAUCGAAAAUUCUUUUUGAU
This is a messenger RNA of Rotaria sp. Silwood2, 2553 nucleotides long. The record is from the annotation of a GenBank genome assembly. NCBI's taxonomy places the organism in Eukaryota, Metazoa, Rotifera, Eurotatoria, Philodinida, Philodinidae.